Messenger RNA from Insectozyma verbasci, 432 nucleotides. The record is from the annotation of a GenBank genome assembly. NCBI's taxonomy places the organism in Eukaryota, Fungi, Ascomycota, Pichiomycetes, Serinales, Debaryomycetaceae.
AUGAAUAAUACUUUGAGUAUAAUGGAGAAUAUUGAGAAUCAUUAUCCUAGUAUAAGUCAUAAAAGUGAAAAAAUACCAUUGAAACCAACUAAUAUGAAUACUUUAAAUUUAAAAUCACCUGUAAAACAGCAAAUUUUAACAAAUUCAACAAAUUCACCACUACUGUUAUCAAAGAAAAGAGGCACAAGUCCACAUACACCAUCAUUACAUCAAAAUAAGAUAAGAAAAAGAAUAGAAGCUGCUUCAGUACCUCCAAAAUUAACAUAUGAUUUGAAAUCACAACAGCUAUUAAUAGAUUCCAAUAUAUUUGGUAAAACUAGUAAUGAAAUUCAAUUAAAUUAUCAAAUUUGGUUAUUAAAUAAACAACUACAACAACUGAAUGAAUUAAAUGAAUUUCUACAAUUAGAAAGAGAAUUCGAAAUGGAAUCAUAG